GGCUACGUACAUUAAUCCGUUAUUUGGUACGUCACGCAAUUUCACAUGGUACGGUCGAAAUAAACACGGCUACAGGCUGUUGGAGUGGCGUCGUUCUUACUUCAACAGACAUUACACUGCACAUAAUCCUUGUUGAGCGAUGGAAGACGAACUAAAGAAAGAGUUGGGUACAGCCACGCUAAAAUCAGUUGGCCACUCAGGAGGCGGAUGCAUCAGUCAGGGCCAGAGUUACCACACGGACACUGGCAAAGUGUUUGUGAAGAUAAACCACAAGAGCCAGGCCAAAUCAAUGUUUGAUGGGGAAAUGGCCAGUUUGGACGCCAUAACAAAAACAGGAACAAUUAAAGUGCCCAAACCUGUGAAGGUGAUCGAGUUGGACAGUGGAGGCUGUGUGUUUGUGAUGGAGCAUUUGGAUAUGCGUGGUCUAAACAAAUAUUCAAAGCAGCUGGGAGAGCAGCUGGCUGAUCUUCAUCUUCACAACAAGAGACAGCUUGAGAAAAUGGGCAAAGAGCAGCAGACAGUUGGGAAAGGAGCCGGGCAGUCGGAGGCGACUUACAUGGACAAAUAUGGCUUCUCUACCGUUACAUGUUGUGGCUAUAUACCGCAGGAAAACGCAUGGCAGGAUGACUGGGUGACCUUUUACACACGACAGAGACUUGAAUAUCAGCUAAACAUGCUGGAGAAGUCAAAUGGGGACAGAGAGGUGCGAGAGCUUUGGGCAGCCCUCCAGCUGAAGAUGCCUCAGUUCUUCCGAGAUGUGCAAGUGUUCCCGGCUCUCCUCCAUGGGGACUUGUGGGGAGGCAAUGCGGCAGAAACCAGUGAGGGCCCGGUGAUCUUCGACCCCUCUUCUUUCUAUGGCCAUUCCGAAUACGAGUUGGGAAUUGCCGGUAUGUUCGGAGGCUUCACCAGAUCCUUUUACUCAGCCUACCACGAGAAAAUUCCCAAGGCACCCGGCUUUGCCCAGAGAAACCAACUGUACCAACUUUUUAACUACCUGAAUCACUGGAACCACUUUGGCGGUGGCUACAGAGGCUCAUCAAUAAGCGUCAUGAAGGACUUGCUCAAGUAACAAAAUCUUAAAGAAGUCUUAAAAUUUGUAUAGGUAACAUGUUACUAAAUGUUUAGGUUAAAAUGUCAUGAAAUCAAACCAAUCAAGAACGACUGUCUUCAUUUUAAGAAGAUUGUGUUCAAGAUUUUAUAUUUACAAAAUUAAUCAUGCUUAGUUUAUUUCAAGUAAGGCAGUUAGUUUGAGAGGAAGCCAUUAUUUGCACAAAUGCUUCCAUGUGAAGUGGCUACUGUCUAUUUCCUUAACUGCAGAUAACAACUGGCAUUCAGUUGAAGCAAGGCAUGCAUUGUUUUUCAUAUGCUUGAGUAUGGAAUAGCUACCAUCUAUUUACUAAACUCAAAAGAGUACCAAUGUUUAUUUGAAGUAAGGCAUUUAUUUCAGAAGAGCCCCUUAAUUGUACAAAUGCAUGUGGACAAGUUUAUUUACUGAACUGCAGAGUAUCAGGCAUUUCUUUGAAGAGGAGAUCCCCUUUUCUUUUUUUCAUCUUGAAAAUUAAAUGAAAUUAAAGAAAUAAUUUUAA
Hippocampus zosterae (dwarf seahorse) is the source of this 1586-nucleotide messenger RNA. It is a transcript of the gene fn3krp, whose product is annotated as fructosamine 3 kinase related protein. The transcript is spliced from 6 exons. NCBI's taxonomy places the organism in Eukaryota, Metazoa, Chordata, Actinopteri, Syngnathiformes, Syngnathidae. The coding region runs from base 140 to 1069 and encodes 309 amino acids. The record is from RefSeq and is a predicted model, not a curated record.